Alternaria alternata is the source of this 993-nucleotide messenger RNA. Its product is annotated as HET-domain-containing protein. The annotation marks the transcript as partial. Lineage: Eukaryota; Fungi; Ascomycota; Dothideomycetes; Pleosporales; Pleosporaceae. The transcript has a single exon. The record is from RefSeq and is a predicted model, not a curated record.
AUAUGCACAUCAACGCAUGAUUCAUGCGGCCACCAGCGCAAGAACCUAUGGAUGCCAUCGCGUUUACUCCAACUUUGUGACCUGGACAAAGAACCCAAAGUUCGCUUACGGAGCAGUUCAGAAUUAGAGAGCGAACGUUACCUCACUCUCAGUCAUUGUUGGGGCGCUAAGGGCAGCCAAAAACUGCAGCUCACCAAGGAAACUAUCGAAGAUUUUCACCGAGGUAUUGCUGUUUCAACCCUGCAAAAAACGUUCCAGGAUAUGGCCAAUGUCACUGCUCGUCUUGGGUUCCAAUACUUUUGGGUAGACUGUAUGUGUAUACUGCAGGACGAUCCCGAAGACUGGAGACGCGAGUCUAGUUUAAUGGGAACAGUGUACGCAAACAGCUGGCUCAAUAUAUCUGCCACAUGGGCAACGGACAGCAGCUAUGGUUGCUUCACCCACCGCGAUCUUUCGCGAGACUAUCUCCACGUGGAAGAACCCAUGAAUGGGUCGGAGAAGAAGAAGAACUGGAUAUUGACGUCGACAUAUGACUGGUCGGGUCAGGUAGAGCAAGCGCCAGUGAACGAAAGGGGUUGGGUCUUACAGGAGCGCAUCCUAUCUCCCCGCAUUGCGCACUUUACGGGAACUCAGGUCGCUUGGGAAUGUCAGCAGCUGCAGGCCACAGAGACAUCUCCUGAUGGAAUUAUACUUCAGCAGGCCUUGUACAAACAAUACCGGUAUAAUAUCGCCAUCGACAAUUCUAUCAAGCACGACGGCCAUGAAGAUACCGAGUACUAUUGGAGUCGUAUACUAUACAAGUACACAUCGUGUCAGUUGACUUUCAGUACUGAUAGGUUGAUCGCCUUAUCUGGAAUCGCACGAAAAAUCAAUGAAAGUAGACCGUCCGAUUAUAUGGCGGGUCUAUGGAGCAAAGACCUGCCUCACUGUCUCCUGUGGACGCUAUGGGACCCAAGUCCUCAACCGAAAACCUAUGUCGCCCCUUCUUGGAGC